Molecule: messenger RNA, 1147 nt
Organism: Pseudomyrmex gracilis
Lineage: Eukaryota; Metazoa; Arthropoda; Insecta; Hymenoptera; Formicidae
Product: coiled-coil domain-containing protein 25
Exons: 5
Coding region: 258-848 (196 amino acids)
Source: RefSeq, a predicted model, not a curated record
CGCUCUCAGCAGCUCUCAGUCUUCUCUCUGACGAAAGACGUCGUAACCGCGGUAACGCGUACGGCUAGGUUAAGGUUAGGUUUUUCGCUCAAAUCAACCAAUUGCGAGUAAACAAGAGCAAGAAUUUGACCGAACCUCCCAACGACAUCGAAGUGAACUCGUCAUUGCUUGUUAUCAGCAAUACAAAUAAAAACGUUCUUGAUGACCUAUUGUCUUUUUGCUGCGCACACGUGGUUUUAUCAAAAUUCUUCUCAACAAUGGUUUAUUACUUCAUAAGCGAGGUGGUGCAACCACCCAUUACAUUGUUUAUGGGAGCUGACAAGUUUGAAAAUGAAGAUCUUAUCAGAUGGGGCUGGCCCGAAGAUGUGUGGUUUCACGUUGAUAAAUACUCUUCCGCUCACGUCUACCUUCGACUCAGACAUGGUCAAACAAUAGAUGACAUUCCUAGUACGGUGUUGGAAGAUGCCGCACAAUUGGUGAAGGCGAACAGCAUUGAGGGAAACAAAACAAAUGAUGUUGAUGUGGUUUACACAAUGUGGUCGAAUUUGAAAAAGACACAAGGCAUGGAAGUUGGUCAGGUUGGUUUUCACAAAGACAAGGAUGUUCGCAAGAUUCGCGUUGCCAAGCGCAUAAAUGCCAUUAUAAAUCGUUUAACGAAGACGAAACGUUCGGAAGAAGUGAACUUCAGAGCCGAGAGAGAAGAGAGAGAUAGAAAUGAACGCGAGGACAAAAAGAAACUUCUAAAGGAGCAGAAAAAGUUGGAAAAGAUGGAAGAGAAGCGUUGCAAAGAAGAGGCAGAGAUUAGUUUUUCAGGAGUUACACUUCUCUAUUUAAUUCAUCCAACAUGACUUUGAACACAGAAAUGAGUGGCUACGAUUCGGACGACUUCAUGUGAUGAAAUUAAUAUUAUUUGCACCCGCGAUACGUGCCUAAUUCUCUACUGUUUCCCUCAAAGUAGAAAGAGAAAAAAUUCCAAGUAAGAGGUAUAAGGCUUGUAAAGUAUCUCUUUUAAUGAUUAUUUUGUUUUCUAUUAUUUAAGUACUGCAGUAUUAGGCAAAUUUUACUAUCAUCUAUAUCGAUGUGUAUGUGGUCCCUGUAAUAGAAGAUCGAAGAUUCUCUCAAUCAAAAUUAAAAAAAAAAAAAAAAA